AUGGAGAAUCAGACACGAUCUCAAAUUGACCGUAUGCUUGACCGAGUUCAUUCUUUGGACGAUCUUUCCGCAGACAAUGCUAUUGAGCUGAGACGUAUCUCUGAGCGUUCUCUUGUGAUUAACAAGUUCAAGAUCGCGUCUGCUGAGUAUCAGAACUGGAUCAAUAAAGUUGGUGAUGAUAUUCGUGGUGUGGAAUAUGAUGCUCAGAAUGCAUGUAUUAUGUUGAAAGAACGUCCAGGCCGGAUGAAUGAGGCAGCGGCUGAUGUGGUCCGUGAAGUCUUUCAUCAAAUACGAGAUAGGUUGAGUGGUACUGGCUCGCGAUACUUCUUGACUGGAAGUGCAGAUUUUUCAUUGGCCGACAAAUUUAGUGGCUCUAUAAAACAAGCAGAUGCGUCUCUCAUGAAGUCUGAAUGUAAGUGGCCAGAUGUAGUUCUAGAGGUUGGUAUUAGUGAGCCUACAAACAAACUCUUUGAAGAUGCACGGCGAUGGCUGGAAGGUAGUGAUGGCAAUACCAAACUUGUCAUACUUGUUGAUAUUUAG
This is a messenger RNA of Talaromyces proteolyticus, 540 nucleotides long. RefSeq lists its product as uncharacterized. The coding region runs from base 1 to 540 and encodes 179 amino acids. The record is from RefSeq and is a predicted model, not a curated record. NCBI's taxonomy places the organism in Eukaryota, Fungi, Ascomycota, Eurotiomycetes, Eurotiales, Trichocomaceae. The transcript is spliced from 2 exons.